AGGCACGUGCGGGUAUGGAACAUUGCAUGUGCUGAUUGAACAGUACACUACACAUGCUGGGUCGGUGCUGGACGAAGCAAGUUAUUCUAAAAUGAAGCUAGUUAUCCUUGCUCUUGUAUCACUCUGUUUCUCAGAUUUCACUGCAGCAGAGUGCGCAAAAGAUAUGCUGGAGUCGUUAUCUGAAGCCAAGGCUGAGUGCGAUGCAAGAUAUAGACAGGAACACGGUCUCGGUACUAGAAAACCCUCAGAUUUGUUUCACAUCACAAGAUGCUGUAUGCUGAUUUACGGCAUGGCUUGCAUUCCCUUACGGCUCUCAGAAAAAGGAUGCGAUCAGCGGAAUAUUGCGCGUUUAAAAAAGAUGUGGGGCAAGCUAAUAGAGGCUGCAUGUGAACCAUCAAACUGGAACUGCCUCCUUGAAGCAAAGUGCGACGCCCCAACAAUAUCCGACGCGAACACUGAUUGCUACAAAACAUAUAACCAGGAACACGGCGUCAAUACUCGAAAGCCUAGUGACCCACUUGAACCAAGUGGGGAUGUGGAACUACUCUGCUGUAUGUUAAAAUACAACAAGUAUUGCGUUCCGAAACUCCUAGAAGAAAAAGGUUGCCACCCCGACGCUGUUCUACGUUCUGGUACGGCGAUAGAGACGAGAAUGAAAACAACUUGUCCAUCGUCCAAACCGAAGUGCGUCCCUCCACCACAGUGCAAUGAUAAAACCUUAUCAGACGCCAGGCUCAUUUGCGAGCAAAGAUAUAAAGAAGCACACGAACCAACAGGUCCGAAACGUCGUGUAGACCUACAACCUAGAGAUCAGAGCCUGGAAGAGAUGCACAAAGAACAUUGCUGUGUAAUGGAAUACAGCAGGGAUUGCGUUCUGGGAUAUCUAAAAGAACACGGAUGCAGUGAUCCAGAUUUUCUUGAGAGUUUUCUCGAGAAUAUACGGACCGAAUGUGGAGCAUCCAAGUGGAACUGUACAGAGUGCAAAAGAGAAGAUAUGGUUGAGAGAUUUUCUGAGGCCGACGCUGACUGCGAUGCGAGGUACAGACAAGAACAUGGUCUCACUGCCGGAAAACCCACAGAUUUGGUUCCCGAUACGACCAGAUGCUGGUAAGUGUUACCUCCCAGUGAAAUAAGGGCUCCGAAGCACCACUAUCAUACCGAGGCGCUUUCGAAGGCAAGCUGUUAUGUGCAGAGCUCUAUUGCUAAUCGCUUGAUUCGCGUAGCAGCGCACAAAGCGACUGUGAAAUGGCACAGGGCAAAACUGCAUGGGAACGGUGGGAGAGCGAGAGAGGGUUGCAAUAACAGGAUGCGGGUUGCGCACGGUUUCCUUUGCAUUCUAGCCCCACAACCCAAGCAGCACAACAUUGGAGAGCCAAAUAUUGGACCAAUAUUGGCAAUGUCGGCUCAAAGUUGAACCAAGGGUGAAUCAAUGCUGGUCCAAUAUUUGGGCCAAGAUGUUGUGCUGCUUGGAAGAGGGCAGCUCGCGUGGCCGUGUGGUUAACGUGCUGUCUAGGUCACGCCGAGACCGAGUUUGAAUACCGGUGCUGGUGGUGCUGCCUGAGGCCUUAUUGUCGACAAAGUAAUCUGCCUCGAUUACUGUGUGUCUCGUCUGCCAUUGGUCGUCACCCCUUGACGGUCGCGCCUUCUUCACGUAACAACAAAUGACAGGCAAAGACAAAGUAAUCGAGGUCGCACACUUUGACGAGAAUAAGGUUCCCUCAGAUAAGGUUCCCUCCCUUCCCUCAGAAGUCUGCCCAGGACGCAAAUUCCCCGGUACGGCUGUCAGCACGUGUCCGUUCCUGUUUGCUACUAUAUACGGUGUUGCUCGAAUGAACGAACGCGACACCGCUGUGUUCCCACAAUUCUUUCCCAAGCUGUACCCGCUGAAGGGUGAACACCAUCCGUCUUGGUACUGAUAAACAGUGUUGUACGUAGCGCCGCUACUAGUAGCGGCGGUACCGUAUCUGUUACUUUUUUCGGUAGCGGAGUAGAGAUCGCGCUACUUUUUUAAACUGGUAACUAAAGAAAAACUUGCCUUACAAAUUUGCGGUGGCGCGAUCUUUGAGCGCUGCCGCUACUUUCCGAGGUGGGGUUCGCGACAACUCGAGUUCGACCUAUCGAUGAAAGAUGAAAGUCGCUGAAAAGGUUAGUCUGCUGUAGGACUCGAACCCACAUCUUCUGAAUUACCGGUCCAGGGCUCUACCAAUUGAGCGAAGCUAACACGCCUCCCCACCGACUUUCGGGGAGCGUCAUCUGCAGGGACAAACCAGCCACACUCUCUCACUCAUCCUCCUUUCACUCUUACAUUUGGGCACACAUUCAUACGACGGGAUCAACGCAAGCGGCAAUCAUCAAGCGAUCAUUUCUCUCAUGUUCGACCUAUCAUUAAGCCUCCACUGUGCCUGCCUUCGAACAAGCUGCCCGAUAUCACAACUCAUUCUGCGAAGACCGGGCAAAUAGCCAAAAGGAGGGCACAGAGGCCGUUAUCUUGCAAAGAGACUGUCAUCCACGUGUUCCCUAUUUGGGAUUAACCUUCUUGAACAUUUGGUGUAUUGUGGGAGUUUUCUUCAAACUGACGUCACUCCUACUGCAUUCUGGAACCGUCCUCGCUGACAUUCACAUGACAGUCAGACAGUCAUGACAUUCCACAUGACAUUGCACCACGUACGCUUAGGUGCUUGACCGUUGCCAUUUCUUGUACGCUGCAAUGGAGGGACCAUGGCCUGCUACCAACCAACCAACCAAAACAGUAGACGUGAUGUUUGGAUGUCUACUAUGCGCCUUGGUGGGAAAGCUUUAUCUGUGCGUCAAGGAAGUCAACGUCCAAUUUGAAAAUGCACAAUAUGAUAUGUUUACUAGCUUCGCGUUCCGGGCAAUCUGAGUUCUUUUUGUGACAAAGCUGUUGAACCUUUUAUCGGUAGACUUGCUUCGUGCUUUAUUUGCUUUAGAGGAAGAGGAAAAUAUAUGCAGGAUAUCGAGUAGGCUUUAGUAAAUCUAUAAAAAACGGUUUUCCAAAUUUUAGCCCUCAGGCGACCUACGUGUAACACCCAUUGGACGUCGAUUUAUUAUUUUGGGAUAUUAUUUUUUAUUAUUUAUUAUUUUAAGACGUGUGAAGUACGCCAUCAACGAUACUGUUUGUUUCUUUCCUCAAAAGUACACAUGAAGUAUCGCGUUACUUUUUACAGGUAACGGUAGCGGUAUUCCGCAACUUUUAGGUGCG
Ornithodoros turicata is the source of this 3220-nucleotide messenger RNA. RefSeq lists its product as uncharacterized. Bases 92 to 1111 code for a protein of 339 amino acids. The record is from RefSeq and is a predicted model, not a curated record. The transcript is spliced from 8 exons. Lineage: Eukaryota; Metazoa; Arthropoda; Arachnida; Ixodida; Argasidae.